Messenger RNA from Camelina sativa (false flax), 2443 nucleotides. RefSeq names its product rhomboid-like protein 20. Gene Ontology annotation, molecular function: protein binding; serine-type endopeptidase activity. The record is from RefSeq and is a predicted model, not a curated record. Gene Ontology annotation, cellular component: membrane. Lineage: Eukaryota; Viridiplantae; Streptophyta; Magnoliopsida; Brassicales; Brassicaceae.
AUUCUAAUAGAGUUUUUUUUUUAAUUAAUUGGUCAAAUUAGAGUUGUCAAAAUUUAACAUAGCUUUCUCUCUCUUCCCUCUCUCAAUUUUUCAGAGAGAGAAAGCGAUGAGUAAAAUUUUCCGGCAACGAUGGCUUCCUUAGCAUUUGUUGACCGAUUACUCUUCCGGAAUCGUCUGGCUUCUACAGCAGAGUUGUCCGGCUUACUGUCCAGCACCGUUUUCGUUUUCACGGUGGCGUGUGGCUGGCUUCCUUUCCGACAUCGGUGGUGACCUUCACACCGUUGGUCGGCUUGCUUCCGGUACUUGUUGGCUCUUUCAGCAACGGUGGCUGGCGUUCCUUCCGACAUCGGUGGUGUCGUUCACACCGUUGGUUGGCUCACUUCCAGCACGGUUGGCUCACUUCCAGCGACGGUGGCUGGCUUAGCUUUAGUUUUUUUUUCUGUCUUUUUCGUUUGGGUUUGAAUAAUCUGCGAUUCAUGAGUUGUUGUUAUCGAUUUCGAUAGCUUUCUUCUCGUUUAAGUUGCAGAUCCUUGGGCUUCUCGUUUAUGGUGUAGAUCUAAUUUCUUGAAGAUUGAAAAGUUAUAGUUUGAAGAAGAAGAUUAAGAAGUUUGGCGUUAGGUGGAGUCAUAUUCUCAGCUAAUUGGAAUUCGCCUUGUUCUCUGGGUGUAGAUCGAGAUUUUUUUGUUCUUUUCCGACGAUUUCGGCCGGAUUUGAAGUUUCCAGGCGACGUUCCCUCUGUCGGUGAUCGGCGACUCCAACUCUUCGACUUCCCACGUGUCAGCCAUCAUGUUUCUCUCUUGCCACGUGUUCUGUGUUCCAAUGCUUACUCUUCAAUCUUCAGGGAAAGAUUUAUUAGUUGGGCCUAUAGCUUGUGUUUUAUUUGGCUUGUUUUUUAGGCUUGUUUAUUUUAGUUUUAAUGUUGGCCUGUUGUACUUAGGUUUGUAAUGUUAACCUGUUUACUUUGGCUUUUAUACCCUCGAUAAAACACUNAAAAAAAAAAAAAAAAAAAAAAAAAAAAAAAAAGUUGUCAAAAUUUUGCCAACUAAAAAAGUGAAGAUUGAAAUAAUGAUUUUUAUCAUAUUUUCUGAAAUUUGAUGUUUUUAAUAUCUGAAGUAAAUUGAAUUGCUUCUCCGAAAGAAAGAAGAUCAAAAGGUUGUAUGUUUGUUGUUGUUUGUUGCAUCGAUCUCGAAAAUCCCAGAUUGAUUUGAUUUUGCUCACCGAUUUGUUUCUUCGUCGCCCGGCGAAGAUGAACGGCGGUCCUUCCGGUUUCCAUAAUGCUCCGGUCACGAAAGCCUUCGUCAUCACGAGUGCUCUUUUCACUGUCUUCUUCGGGAUCCAAGGUCGUUCUUCCAAGCUCGGUUUGUCUUACCAGGAUAUUUUUGAGAAGUUCCGGAUAUGGAAGUUAAUCCUGUCGACUUUUGCCUUCUCCUCUACACCGGAACUGAUGUUUGGAUUGUAUUUGCUAUACUACUUCCGAGUUUUUGAGAGACAGAUUGGCUCAAAUAAGUACUCGGUUUUUCUCUUGUUCUCAGGGAGUGUAUCUCUACUACUAGAGGUCUUGUUGCUAUCGCUGCUUAAAGAUACCACCACAAACUUACUGACCUCUGGACCAUACGGCCUGAUAUUUGCUUCGUUUAUACCCUUCUACUUGGACAUUCCUGUUUCAACGAGAUUUCGCGUAUUUGGUGUCAACUUCUCUGAUAAGUCAUUCAUAUAUCUUGCAGGAGUUCAGCUUUUACUAUCUUCUUGGAAAAGAUCCAUCUUUCCUGGAAUUUGCGGCAUAAUCGCCGGUUCCUUGUAUCGUUUGAACAUCCUUGGCAUCCGCAAGGCAAAGUUCCCCGAGUUUGUGGCUUCGUUCUUUUCCCGGCUUUCUUUUCCCUCCUUCAGUAACGCUCCUCCUCCAGCACCAAGCAGGAACAUCGUUGGGACUAUAUCACCUAACACAGUGCGCCGAGCAGAGAGAUCUCAGCCAGCUCCAAUGGCAUCAAGUGUGGAACCAUCUGAGGAAGCCAUAGCUACAUUAGUAUCAAUGGGUUUUGACAGAAACGCAGCAAGACAGGCGCUCAUGCAUGCCAGAAAUGAUGUCAAUUCUGCCACAAACAUCCUCCUUGAAGCACAAUCCCACUAAUUCAAAAAGAGUUUUACUCUGAUUGGGAAGAACCAGAAACAUUGUUGAUUCCAGUUUCAGAAACAACACAGUGAUGAAUUCUUCGGCUGUCAGUGGACCAACCUUUGGAGCCAACAUGUCUCAGCAUAUAUGAUCCGGCCAAAGAUCUGACCAAACCUUCUUAUUUUGCGUUUGUAGUGUAGGAAAUUGCAUAGAUUAUGUAGUACAAAUUUGCAAGUUAAGAGGAAUACUGAGAAACUUAUCUCUCUGUAACUUCAAGACUUCAAAAAAAAAAAAACACAGAUCUUAAUGCAUUCACUCAAAACUUGCUUGGAA